Messenger RNA from Rasamsonia emersonii CBS 393.64, 1212 nucleotides. Its product is annotated as Aminotransferase. NCBI's taxonomy places the organism in Eukaryota, Fungi, Ascomycota, Eurotiomycetes, Eurotiales, Trichocomaceae. The coding region runs from base 1 to 1212 and encodes 403 amino acids. The record is from RefSeq and is a predicted model, not a curated record. The transcript has 7 exons.
AUGUCUACCUUUAACGUCGCGCAGGCAAGAGCCCGUUUCCCGGCGCUGCAGCAGCCGCAGAUCUAUCUUGACAAUGCUGGAGGAAGCCAGGUCUUGGAUACCGUGAUUGAUUCCAUUCGGGAUUAUCUCUCUCGGACAAACGUCCAGCUAGGAGCGACAUACAAUAUCUCUCGAGCAUCGUCAGCCGCGUACGACAAUGCUUAUCAGGCGGCUGCGAAAUUCAUCAAUGCGAGUCCGGACGAAAUCGUAUUCGGCGCAUCCAGCACCCAGCUCCUCCACAACCUCUCCACCGCGCUGGACUUCCAGCCCGGCGACGAGCUGAUCCUGUCGAAGCUGAACCACGAAGCAAACACGGCUGCAUGGGUCCGCACGGCGCAGCGGUUCGGCUUGACAGUGAAAUGGUGGUCUGCUGCUGACGCAACCAACCCCGUAUGUGAUCUUGAUGAGUUGAAGACGCUGCUGUCCGAUAAGACGAAGCUGGUGGCUUGUCCCCAUGCGUCGAAUAUCACCGGCACCAUCACCAAGGUCAAGGAGAUUGCGGAUGUUGUGCAUUCAUUUCCGAAUGCACUGCUCUGCGUCGACGGUGUCGCCCUGGCGCCCCACAGACAGGUCGAUGUGAAAGCGCUUGAUGUGGAUUUUUAUGCCUUCUCCUGGUACAAAGUCUACGGCCCUCACAUCGCCCAGCUAUACGCUUCGUCCCGUGUGCAUUCGCACAUUAACUCGCUGGCCCACUUCUUCAAGGACGACCUGCCUCAGACCCUCGACGUCAAGCUCAACCUUGCAUCGGUGAACUAUGAGCUGGUGCAGAGCAUCCCGCGGGUAGUGGACUACUUUGGCCCGGAUCCGGCGAGUACAUGGGCGCAGAUCGCUGCGUAUGAGGAGAAACUGCAGUCGAUCUUGCUGGACUUCUUGAAUAGUUGUAGCAAUGUCACCAUCUACGGCGAGCCAUCUUCUAGCAAAGACCUGCGCGUGCCCGUCAUCAGCUUCACCGUCAAAGGGAUGAAGAGCCAGCAGCUGGUCGAGGAGGUCGAGAAACGGUCCCAGCUGGGAUUCCGCAGCGGACAUAUGUACAGCUACCGCUUGCUCAAGGACGUAUUUGGACUUGAGGAUGUUGAGGACGGAGUGAUCAGAGUGAGCAUGCUGCAUUACAAUACGGAGGAUGAAAUCAACGAGCUCGUAAGGGUGUUGAAGGAGGUUAUUCCACAGGAAUAG